GCCACCCACACCACACCCACUGUUGCCACGUUUUCUAAGGCUGUACUUUGAAACUCUUGUCUAAACUCUUCAACUCCAUAGUCACUGAGAGAGAAGCUUGUCGGUUGGCUUGUUUCCGGUGAUAUCUCCGAAGGGACAGAUGGCAUUCUUUAGCUUGAAGAUGGUGGGGCCCCCACUUCCUGCAGGGCUUGGAGAAAAACACAUACCCACAAAGACAUCUAUUCCUCUUCUUCAGUUGAAAAGUGAAAAAGGAUGGAAAACAGAAGUCCCAAUAAACUUGAGUGUUUCACGAAGAGAUAUGAUGAUAUAUUUGACUGCUGGGAUUUUGAGUGGUCCAACAGAGCCUGUUGAAGCACGUGUUGUGAAACCUGAGAUCAGGAGAAAGAUCAGGGAAAAACUUGAUAUGCUUAGGGAAAAGGCUGGCGUAUCAAAACCAAAAAAUGAGAACGGGACGAAGACACCCCCAGCACCACCAUCAGCAAAGGAGAAAGAGCUUUCACUCUUGCCGCCACUGCCAAUACCAUCUCCAAAUUCUAAAAAACCUCUGGUGGAAGCAACUCUUCCCUGACCACAAGACAGUAAUGACACUCCAUCCUAUGAUCCUUUGUUGAAUUCUUAAUGAUGGCUUUGUUCAAAAGUUAAGCUUUUCGUUUAUCUUAUCUUCAGACUAUGAAUAACAAUUUACAAACCACCAAAUUGACACUUCUA
Messenger RNA from Quercus robur (English oak), 708 nucleotides. RefSeq lists its product as uncharacterized. Lineage: Eukaryota; Viridiplantae; Streptophyta; Magnoliopsida; Fagales; Fagaceae. Bases 140 to 568 code for a protein of 142 amino acids. The record is from RefSeq and is a predicted model, not a curated record. The transcript has 2 exons.